GGGGACUACCCGGCUACGCCGUAAGUGGAGUGGAGCAGCGGCGGCCGCAGCACGGGGUAUGCAAACCGAAAUGGGUCCACCGGGUGGAGGAUCGGGUUACUCCGCGACACCAAGCAGCGCUGGUUACGUCACAGAGAAGAUGUACAUGUUGUUGCAAGCGUAUUUACAAAAUAAAGGCUGGAAUCCUAGUAUCGAGCUACUACAAUGCUUCUCGGAAUUUAAGGAUGCCUCUAUGAUGCCUAGCGCCGCCUAUUUACAGAUGAUGGCUUCUAGAGUUGCACUGGAUUCACAGGGAAGACUAGUCCUUAGAGAGAAUGGCAAAAUAAUACUACCCUAUGAACACUUUGCCAAUGCCGUAAUGUUGAAACACAUGAAUGGGCCGCAUGGCUUACACUUGGGAUUAGAGGGUACAGUUAGAGCAGUCAUGGAAUCUUACACCAUUGGAAGAGAAUGCUUCGGGAUGGAGAAAGAAUUUAUCAUAGAAGUCAUACAAAACUGUCCUAAUCCUGCUUGUCGUUACUACAAAAAUCAGCUGGAGCUCACUCAGAAGAUGGGUCACAUGGCACCGACUUAUAUUCAAGAGAAUGAAGCGACUGCGUCUCUUUUACGUACCGGUUUUCCACAUAGCACAGAUUUCCAGAGCCUAAGCAGCGCUAAUCCGAAUACACAUAUGGGAGGAGGAUCCGCGGCGGAUUUAUCGGAGAUGAGGAGUGCUGGCAACCAAAUGAAUCUUCAACGUCCCCCAAGCCGUCCGUCAUUAAAUAUUCCGCAUCGGCCUGUAUCGCAAGAGAAGAAAGUGCCAUCCGGCAAGCAGCAUUAUGAAUCUCUAAUACCUAAUAUACCAAUCUCCGAUCACAAGUUGACGGACUUUUUACGUACCAAUCUGGAUAACUUGGACAAUCUCACUUCUCUCGGUUUAGGAAACUUACAAGGAUUAGGAAACGCCAAUAAGGACUUAUUAGCGCUACACAACGGCGCAUGGCCUUUAGAAAGUGAAAAAGGAUCCCGAUCAUCGUCUUCAAAUUCAGAAGGUGGUCAAGAGAAGAUUGUGCGCGCUUUCGCAGAAGUGAUGAAAAACAUGGCAAGGAUGAAAGCUUGCGUACGACCGGCAAUGUGCAAGCCGUACGGCAAACAAUCCGAGGCUCUGCAAAAAACAUUGGUCGAUACCAUACAGCUUGUACAGUCGUUGAGAAGCUUUUUGCCGCCUCCACAUAUACCAGUUUCGAGCUGGAAAAACGAAGAUAAACACCGAUUAGAUCACACCGGUACCCCUUACCUGUCAACGUUAAAAGCUAGCGGGAUGGAAGAAUUAUGCGAGCAGCGUAAGUUAGACUAACCGUCGUCUUCGCUUU
Cyphomyrmex costatus is the source of this 1352-nucleotide messenger RNA. RefSeq lists its product as uncharacterized. Lineage: Eukaryota; Metazoa; Arthropoda; Insecta; Hymenoptera; Formicidae. The record is from RefSeq and is a predicted model, not a curated record. The transcript is spliced from 7 exons. The coding region runs from base 59 to 1336 and encodes 425 amino acids.